Molecule: messenger RNA, 3634 nt
Organism: Drosophila willistoni
Lineage: Eukaryota; Metazoa; Arthropoda; Insecta; Diptera; Drosophilidae
Gene: RluA-1
Product: RNA pseudouridylate synthase domain-containing protein 2
Exons: 11
Coding region: 335-2668 (777 amino acids)
Biological process (GO): pseudouridine synthesis
Molecular function (GO): pseudouridine synthase activity; RNA binding
Source: RefSeq, a predicted model, not a curated record
GACACACCUGCGGAUAGUUUUUCCAAUUAAUUUAAAGCGCUUUCCUUAAAGUGUUUUGGUGUGCCACACAAACAACAACAACAACAACAACGCUGAAUGACUCCCCGUGUGUGUCCCUCACUGUGUGUGUGUGUGUGUGUCCGAGUGUUUGUGUGAUGAUUGACUAGCAAAUUUUGUGGCUUAGAUUUUUUUAAGUGUGUGUUUUUGUGUGUGUUGGUGUAAGAGUGUGAGUAAAGACAUUGCUCAGGUGAAUCCAGUUAAAAGUGUGAUAUCACAUACAAGAGAAGAAAAAGAAGUCAAAAUACAUAAAAUAUCAAAACAAAGUUAAGAAACAAUGCAACAAAACUCAGCCGCAUCGUGUGCUUGGUAUCUGCCAUGGUCACUGGCGGCCCAACAGCACCAGCAUCAGCACAAGCUGUUAACCAUGCCUUUUGCGGAUAAAUUGGGUGAGGCAGCGCCACCGGGUGGCAUAUUCGCGGCCCAUCCGCAGAUGCAACAACAGCAGCAUUCACCAAACACGGCUGCAGCACCGCCGGCGAAUUUCCAGCAACCAGUAUUGCAUCCUAGUGCUGGGGCGGGUGCCCAUUUUCCCAUCGGUUCGGCCUACAGUUUUGCACCACCACCACCUCACCACCUACUUAAUGCCACUCAGGCGGCAAACUAUCAAAUGUUUUCCCCCUUGCCAUUGAAUGCCUACUAUCCGGGAGCCACAGCCACAGCUGGACACACGCAUACGCAUACGCCGACUGCUGCCGCAUUUGGAGGAAUUCCUGUUGCCCAUCAGCAGGCUCUGUUGGCAGCGGCGGUGGCUGCUUCAGCCGGAUCCGCUGGCUCCGGACCUGGACCUGCUGCUCCGCAUGCCGCUUUGCAGCAGCAGGCGUCACAAGUGCCUGUGCCGGUGCCAGUUCCCAGCGUAGUCCAGCGACCAUCACAGCCAGCAUGCGCUUUGGUUCAGUCGCUAAAUUGCAUGCCUCAAGAACUUCAACAUCUCUCGUCCAUUAAUCUCAGUUUGAGUGGUGUAAUGGCCAACCUGGGAAACCACAAUCCCGCCGCAGCUGCCGCUGCCGCCGCUGCUGCUGGUCUAACACCAAUCAAAGUGUUGCCAAAUACCGCAUUGCCGAUUAAUCGAAAGCUCACAUCACCAAUUGAUGCAGAAAAAUUGAAAUUAAAAGUACCAGAGAAACGUAAAACUGAGGACAGUGAUCAGCUAAAGGAUCUGAAAAAGGCUAAACUUGAAACUAAAGCCUUGAAAGCUAAAAGACCGGGAUUCACCGAUGAACGAUAUCAAGAGACUUCCUAUUACAUGGAAAAUGGUCUUCGAAAAGUCUAUCCGUAUUAUUUUACUUUUACAACCUUUACAAAGGGGCGCUGGGUUGGCGAGAAAAUCCUUGACAUAUUUUCAAGAGAAUUUCGGGCUCAUCCGGCUGAGGAAUAUGAACGUUGCAUACAGACAGGCACUUUGACCGUUAAUUUUGAAAAAGUUCCCAUUGACUAUCGGUUAAAGCAUAAUGAUUUGCUAGCUAAUAUUGUACACAGACACGAAGUACCCGUAACUUGUCAACCAAUCACAAUUGUGCAUAUGGACGAAGACAUUGUGGUUGUAAAUAAGCCGGCAUCUAUACCCGUACAUCCAUGUGGUCGGUAUAGACACAAUACUGUAGUCUUUAUACUUGCCAAAGAGUUUAAUCUCAAGAAUCUACGUACCAUACAUCGACUUGAUCGUCUGACAUCGGGUCUAUUGCUAUUUGGACGAAGUCCCAAGAAGGCACGUCAAAUGGAGCAACAAAUACGCAAUAGACAAGUGGAAAAAGAAUAUAUCUGCCGAGUUGAGGGAAUUUUUCCAGAUGGCAUUGUGGAGUGUAAAGAGCCCAUUGAGGUGGUUAGCUAUAAAAUUGGUGUUUGCAAAGUUUCACCAAGAGGCAAGGAUUGUACCACAACGUUCCAAAAACUCUCACAGAAUGGGAAAACUAGUGUGGUACUUUGUAAGCCACUGACUGGACGUAUGCAUCAGAUACGAGUACAUUUGCAAUAUUUGGGCUAUCCUAUACUGAAUGAUCCGCUGUAUAAUCAUGAGGUAUUUGGCCCAUUAAAAGGACGAUCUGGUGAUAUUGGUGGCAAGACGGAUGACGAGUUAAUACGCGAUCUCAUUAAUAUACAUAAUGCUGAAAAUUGGUUGGGCAUUGACUGUGAUUCCGAUAUAUCACUAUUCAAGAAUACUAAAGACGAAACAGAUCGUGAGAGUCUAAGCAGUGAUCAAACAUCAGCCAUACAUCAAAGUGACGACGAUGGGGGUAUUAACUCUCGUGAAACUACUCCACCGUGUUCAGAGAGUAUACAACAACAGACAACAAAUAGUGUUAAGCAACAUCUGGAACAUCCCAAUACCAGCAGAUCACAAAUAGAGUAUUCAUCUACAUCGGAUGAUACGAUUUCACCAGAAUCUCAUAACUGCAACAAUGUAGAAGACUCCAUUGAUGUGGGCUUGAAGUCAGAUAAAAUAACUAUUGAUAAGCAUUGUUAUGAAUGUAAAGUUCACUAUCGUGAUCCAAAGGCCAAGGAUCUAGUAAUGUAUCUGCAUGCCUGGAAAUAUAAGGGUCCUGGCUGGGAGUAUGAAACUGAAUUGCCGAGUUGGGGACGCACAGAUUGGCAAGAUGUGGAAUCAGCUUAAGCUUAAGCGUGUUAAUAGAAAUUAGAAAAAUACUAGUACAUGUAGCUUUCUUGCCGCAAAACUGGCCUUACUCCUAAUGUUACUUCAAAUUCAUACGUACAUGUAUACAAGGGCGGAUUUAUGGAUAUAAAAUGGCGCCCCAAAUAGUCAUGGAUUGGAAUUGGAAUAGUUAAAGACAAUGUUUCUCGUUAAAAACUCGAGGACAUUCCAAAAAUGUCAUUGAAAACAUCACAAAUUCUUCUAUAGCCUCCUUUUGGGAAAUAAUUUCACCCAUUUAACAUGCCUAAAUCGGCCUUUGUUCAUAUUAUAUACCUACAUAUACCUAAGACGUUGACAACACCUCGAUUAUAGAGCCCAGAAGACAUACAUGCAAUAAAUAGUCGACCAAGUUAGAAAUGAAGACAAAACUGACCAAAACUUCUUAAAAUAUAUACAUACAUAUAUUCUAAGUCAAUGAAAAUUCUAAAUAUCAUAGAAAAUUGUGCCUUUACGAUGGGGAUCUAAAAUACAUAUACUAAAACAAAAAAAAAUUGAAUGAACAUUUCAGUAUGUUUUGUAUUUUUAUGACUUGGAAUUAUAAACAAAACAAAUACAACAAACUAAGGUAUUUAAUAUACGAUUAAUAAUAAUAAUAAUAAUAAAGCAUUUCAAAAUAAACUACUACAAGGUCAGGACCAACCCAAAACUAAACCAAAACAACCAAUCAAAUAUUGUACAAUAAGAGCUGAAAAGACAUGCAACUUCAAAACGUUCAAUAUAAAAAGUUUAGAUACAUUUAUACAUACAUACAUACACACAUUAUAUUGAUCACAAUGGCAAAAUGCAAUUAUAUGUACUUAGUGUGUAAUCGGGUGAAAGGCACUAUAAGAUUAUUACAAAAUGUUGCAUUGACCAUUUUAUACAUACAUAUGUACAUGUAUAUGUGUAUAUCAACUAUUUAUAAGCAUAAAGCAAUAUAACAUAGUA